Messenger RNA from Anoplopoma fimbria (sablefish), 1336 nucleotides. RefSeq names its product tektin 4 (gene tekt4). Gene Ontology annotation, biological process: cilium assembly; cilium movement involved in cell motility. Gene Ontology annotation, cellular component: nucleus; microtubule cytoskeleton; sperm flagellum. The record is from RefSeq and is a predicted model, not a curated record. NCBI's taxonomy places the organism in Eukaryota, Metazoa, Chordata, Actinopteri, Perciformes, Anoplopomatidae.
AUGAGCUCUGAGGUUUUAGUGGCGAGGCCCCACUAUGACAGCAGAGCUGUGGCUCAGGUCCCGGUGAAAGAGCCUCCUGUAGAGCUGGACAUCCCGCUGCCGUCCUCAGGCUCAGCAACAGCAGGGUACCGCUCAGCUAAAUACUCACCGGCUGAGUGGUUCUCCAACUACCACACCAUCCUUCAACAGGCCGGUACCGACCGCCACGAAGCCAGCAGCAUCCAGCGAGAGUCCAAAGCUCUGUACCAGGACACUGAGGCAGCCACUUUGAAGACCCAGGCUGAGGGAACACGUCUUCUGGGAGAGAGAUUACAAGAGAUCCACUACUGGAAAUCGGAGCUGCAACGGCACAUUCACCAGCUGCUGUCCGACACAGAGUCUCUCUUGGCACUGAAGACGAGGCUGGAGAAGGCGCUGGACGCCACCGAGACUCCAUACGCCAUCGCCACCGAUAAUCUCAACUGCAGGACCAGGAGACUGGGACCAGACCUGGUUCGAGACACUGUGGAGGAGGAGCUGGUGAAGGAAGUGGACUUGAUCAGGAGUGUCCAGGCUCUUCUGAAGAGGACCACGGCUCAGGUUGUCAGUCAAAUCAAGAUGAACAGAGAAGCUAAGCAGAUGCUGGAGUUAGACUGGUCUGAUAAAUACCAGGCCUACAACUUUGAUGACCACAGUGGACGAUACAGUAACAUGAGCCCAGAUACACAGCUCCACCCCAGCUCAGCCAGCAUGCAGGACCAGGUGUGUAACUCCACAUCAUGGACUAAGUUUACACAGGACAACCUAUCCAAGGCCAUGCAGGAAGAACAGGCCACCAACAGUCUCAGACUGCUGGUGGAGCGAGUGCUACAGGACACCACCCAUGAUCUGAGAGUCCAGUGCUCCAGUGUGGACCGGGCCUUCAGUCAGCGCUGUGCGGAGCUGAUAGAGGCCAGGACCCAGCACGAGAUGAGGCUCGCACAGGUCUUGGAGCAGAUCGGGGCCCAGGAGAGGAGCAUUGUGGCCAUACAGCAGGCUAUCCACAACAAAGAGGCUCCACUGAGAGUAGCUCAGUCCAGACUUUACCAGCGCUCCCUCAGACCCAACAUGGAGCUCUGCAGAGAUGAGCCCCAGUUCAGUUUGGAAGGGGAGGUGAGGCAGAUUGAUGCCACCCUAGCAUCUCUGCGCCAGCAGCUGAGUGAGGCCAGAGGCUCCCUGUCCCACCUGGAAGAGUCACGCAUCAGCCUGGAGAAGGAUAUUAACUGUAAAACCCACUCACUGUUCAUCGAGAGAGAAAAGUGCAUGACUCAACGUAAACGAUACCCGGCGGUUUCCACACUGUCCGGAUACUGAAGAC